AUGGUGUCCCAGAUCCGUCACCCUAGUCGAAGUUCUCGGCCGCGCCCUAUUAAUCGAUUGUAUAUGGAUAAUUAUAUAGAUGCUGAGCAUCAUCAACGAGAGACAGAAGAGAGCGGGAUAGAGGCGAGACAAGUGGGAGAUAUACCCGCCUCGACGUCAAGUUUCAACUGGUGGCCCUAUCCUGCUUACGGCGCCAGCACCACGACAUCUGUAUCCAUCCCAUCGGCCCCUACGCCUACGAUAUUGUAUUAUACGCCACCCGUGACCACCACACCAGACCCGUCCCUUGCCAUACUUUCACUUCCUCCAUCCGUCACGCCGUCUCCACCGACGGUCCCUCUUCCCUCGACCACUGCUGCUCCCACAACAAUGACUACCAGCAACACCCUAACGACAUCAACCUCUGCGCCAAUAACAACAUCGGAAUCGGCGGCACCAUCGGCCUCCCUCAUCCAAAUAACGGCCCUCCCGCCGUCAAGCACCAAUAUUCCCUCCCUUCACGAUUCAAAUUCUACCUCGUCGAACACAUCGAAAUUGUCCGUCGAACUCCGCGUGCUUAUACCCGUCGUUGCUGUUGCCGCAAUCAUAUUGGGUGUGGUCGUAGCAUGGCUCGCACAUAGACACUGGAGACGAAGCCGCGGUAUCGAUGGGCGAACAAGUGGCUCUGGCAUUGAGAAAGGUGGUGAUGGAUCGAGGUUGCUGAGCGGUGGGAAGUACGAGGUCUCGGAGACUGAGGAUCCGGAUGCGUCCCUAUUCCAUAGCCAUAGAGACGACAAAAAGGCACCACUCUACUUAACCGACGUUGGCACCCCAAGCAAAUCCACUCGUCACGGCUCCGUCUAUCGGAAUCCCACUGCUGCCUCUAGGAAGAGCGGUAACAGCAUACGCUCCCUCGGGUCCGCACUCCUCAGUGGCACCCGUUCCGCAAGACCUCCGUUCUCCACCCCUCGCUACGAACACAGACACGAGCUCGCCGAGACGCCAGCGCUCUCUCCCACCCGCGGUUUGUCAUCCUACUCUGCCUCUGCGGCUAGUCAGUACGGCCCUACACCGAAACCGAAACCGAAACCUGCACGUCCGUUCUCUCCGGACACGUUGAAUCUCCUGAGUGAGGACGACGAUGAAGAGGUAGACGUCGUACAGUCAAAAAGUCGACAUCUUCUCGAUCGUAUACGUGCAAAGUCCGGACGCAGGGCCGCAAAGUUGCCGAGGGAUGGGAGGUGUGCGUCGUUGAGAUCUGGACCGGCUUAUUCUGCGCUUUCGACUCCUGCUGCCACAGAAUUGGAUAUCGACGGUGAUGGGCGAGGACGUCGGAUUGAGUCGGCGGCUACGACUCCGUUCCUCCUCGACGAUGACGCAGACGCAGGAGCUGACCUCACUGAUUGGAUGCCUGGCGUCGGUUUCAGGAUUGUCGAAGAGGAUCUUGAGGCCGAGGAGCCCGUUCCCCAGGCUGUGGAGAAAAAGUCUCAGGAAGGCUGGAUGGCUUGGACCAAGUCUUGGGUGGAGGGCGUUGGUGGAAGUGGGGAAGGAGGGAAAGAGGACAGGUAUACGCCGAUGCCGGAGAGGAAGUCUCUGGGAAGGAGGAGUAAGAGUCAGAGAAGUCAGACGUCGGUCAGGCCAGUGAGGGCGGAGAUUGAGACCAGUAACGACGGUGCCACCGCCUCUCACGUCACCAAGCAAAAGUCCUCUACUCCUACGGCUCCCCUGCAUGUGAAUGUCGACAAGAAGACUAGGGCAGGAAAACCUGCUCACCAGACCCGUGCUGGCAAGUCAGGACCGCGCCGUGUCGACUCUUCAAUGUUACCCUCCAGCCCUCCUCUUAUCCGCUCACCACAACUCGACUCUGCGUUACUCUUCAGCCCGAAGUCCUUGUCGAUGGCUCUCGGUUCCGCUGCCGUCGCUCGCAAUCAUCCUCGCACUACCGGCGCUGCUGUCGAUCGUCGCAAAUCCACGAAAUCGACACGUACGACCACCUCUAGCGAGCAUGGCACCAGUACUCCUUCGUCCCUUCCGUAUCCGAGCAAGUUUACCAAGGAAUCUUCCAUCCCGAAUCAAAACGAGUACAAGGUCUCGCUCAAGGGGCCAUCCGACGACACCCCUAACCUCGCUCGCACGCCCACAACCAAGUCGAAAACCACACGUUCGCGUUCCGCCUCAACGUCAAGUCGUAUCCCAGCUCCCAGACCCGACAUGUCGCGCACCACGACCCAGUCAAGCGCCUACUCUGAUUCGAACGAGACUUCGGUCUCUGCACUCGUUGCCACACAUAGACGAUAUGCAGAAUCUAACUACACCCCUGGCUUGGGGUCGGAAUAUGGCAGAACGCCUGCGUUGGGAGUCGCGUCGCCAGCGCAGAGGUAUGCGAAGAGGAAGGGUGCGUUGAAUAGAGUCGAGGAGACUUUUGGGAGAGAUUGGGAGGGGAGAUGA
Messenger RNA from Stereum hirsutum FP-91666 SS1, 2427 nucleotides. RefSeq lists its product as uncharacterized. The coding region runs from base 1 to 2427 and encodes 808 amino acids. Lineage: Eukaryota; Fungi; Basidiomycota; Agaricomycetes; Russulales; Stereaceae. The record is from RefSeq and is a predicted model, not a curated record. The transcript has a single exon.